CCUGCCAGAACUAAAACCUUACCAUGUUCUGCCUUCAAGGGCUGCUUCACAACAAGCUGCCAGGAUGAUGAAAACCGAAUUCCCGGGAAGAAAAACGAAGGACUUCAAUCUCCGGCAAAUAAAUCAUGUGUGAGAGGAAGCCACGGUGAGAAAAUGGCUUCUCGCGAGUCAAAGACUGGCACAAAGAUAAAUGUUACUCGGGCAGCUGAGGAGUCCAGUCCAGUGGAUGAUUAUUCCACACCUGGGGGCUAUGAGUUGGAGAAAAUCCUCAACCGAGGGAGUGUGGCUUACACUCAUGUCAACGAGGUUUGGCCUAAUGUCUUUAUUGGGGAUGAGGACACUGCAAAGGACAAGUACACGCUGAAGAAGCUGGGAAUUACGCACAUCCUGAAUGCAGCAGAGGGGACGUGGAACAAUGUGGACACCGGAGCUGGCUACUACAGUGACAUGGACAUUGUAUACUAUGGUGUAGUAGCAGAAGAUGUCGCAACCUUUGACCUCAGCCAGUAUUUUUUCUCUGCUGCCCAGUUUAUUGAGAAGACACUGAGCAAUCCUCAGAAUAAACUGCUGGUGCACUGCGUGAUGGGAAGGAGUCGGUCUGCCACACUUUUCCUCGCCUAUCUCAUGAUCUGUGAGAACAUGACGGUGGUUGAUGCCAUAGAGCACGUAAAGAAACGCAGGCGUAUCAUCCCUAACUGGGGCUUUUUGAAGCAGCUGCGAGAGCUGGACCAGCACCUCUUGGAGAAAAGGGGGGAAUCUGCAGGGGAAAGCUGAUUGUGUGGCUGAUUAGUCUGCGACUAAAGUCAGUGGAGACUAAGUCAAAUCCCAGCUAUUAAGACUUGUCCAAGUCACGCUACGAGUUACAGCCAUGUGAAAAAAUAGUCCUAUUAAAACUAAAUACAGCUUUACUGCUUUCACAGGAAUAAAAGUAAAGUAAUAAAAACAGAAGUUUUGGCAGUUUGUUGGUCUGGAGCAUGUGUGUUAACACAAUGCCAAGGAGGAACGACAUCAGCAACUGUUGCUGCCCAUCAAUCUCAGAACGGUUAUGAGGCCUUUUUCCAUGCAACUUAAAGAGUCCAUCAUUCUACAGUGAGAAGGAUUAUUCACAACAUCUUCCUGGGAGCUGAUGUCCUGGUAAAUUCACAGAGAAGUCAGAGAAAUUGCAAACAAAAACCUCCAAGAGCUACAUCUCAGACUCUGCAGGAAUCCAUUAGCAUGUUAAAUGUCAAAGGUCAUGACAGUUUAGUUAGAAAAAGACUAAAACUUUCUAAAAACACUUCUGGAGCAGACAAAAGCAACGUGGGGAUGUUUGGUCAUAAUGUACAGAAACGUAAUUGGAGAAACCCAAACACAGCAUAUCAGCACAAAUACCUCAUGCUAAAUGUGAAGCACGGCGGUGGAGGGGUCAUGAUUUGGGCUGUUUCUGUAGCCACAGGACCGGGACACCUUGCAACAAUUGAUUCAACUAUGUAUGAACUAUGUAUAUCAAAAUGUUCUCAAGUCAAAUAUGAGGCCAUCAUUUCAGCCGCUAAAGCUUGGCCCAAAAUGUAUCAUGCAAUAGGACAAUGAUCCAGAACACAGCAGCAAGUCUCCAAAAGAAUGACUAAGAAGGAAAAUAACUAAGGUGUUGCAAUGGUCAAGUCAAAGUCCAGACCUCAACCUGAUUGAAAUGCUGUGACAGGAGUUUAAGACAGCUGCAAACCUUAGUGAACUGAAGAAAAGUGGGACAAAAGUCCCUCACAAAGAUGUGAGCGACUGAUAAAGUCAAACAGAGAAUGAUUACUUCACGUUAUUGCUGCUGAAGGUGGUUGUACAAGCAAAUAAAUCACGGGGUGUACUUGAGUUUUUCACAUGACUAUAUAUCAGGGACAGUCUCAAACCAAAUUGCAAAUCAUAGUGAGAAAUCCAAGUUGGCUCUCAGAUCCCUGAAUAAAUGUCCUAAUCGAGGAUCAGGUCUAUUAAAGCCUGACUCAUAAGUAUUUUGAGUGCAAAUCAA
Messenger RNA from Oreochromis aureus, 1996 nucleotides. RefSeq names its product dual specificity phosphatase 29-like. Gene Ontology annotation, molecular function: protein tyrosine/serine/threonine phosphatase activity; MAP kinase phosphatase activity. Bases 154 to 774 code for a protein of 206 amino acids. Gene Ontology annotation, biological process: negative regulation of MAPK cascade; protein dephosphorylation. NCBI's taxonomy places the organism in Eukaryota, Metazoa, Chordata, Actinopteri, Cichliformes, Cichlidae. The transcript has 4 exons. The record is from RefSeq and is a predicted model, not a curated record. Gene Ontology annotation, cellular component: cytoplasm.